Saccharomyces eubayanus is the source of this 1305-nucleotide messenger RNA. It is a transcript of the gene RCH1, whose product is annotated as Rch1p. The transcript has a single exon. The record is from RefSeq and is a predicted model, not a curated record. The coding region runs from base 1 to 1305 and encodes 434 amino acids. Lineage: Eukaryota; Fungi; Ascomycota; Saccharomycetes; Saccharomycetales; Saccharomycetaceae. Gene Ontology annotation, cellular component: plasma membrane.
AUGAAGAACCAGGACUCAAAAAUACGAAAGAUCUGGACACACCCGAUAACAGAGUACUUGAAGUCUCAAUGGUUCUUCUUCUGCCUGGCAAUUUUAAUUGUUAUUGCAAGGUUUGCCCCAAAUUUUGCAAGGGACGGUGGGCUAAUCAGAGGCCAAUAUAGUAUUGGUUACGGCUGUGUUGCUUGGAUUUUCCUUCAAAGUGGAUUAGGAAUGAAGUCCAAGUCCCUAAUGGCAAAUAUGUUAAAUUGGAGAGCCCAUACCACUAUUCUAAUCUUGAGUUUUUUAAUCACCUCAUCUAUAGUGUAUGGAUUUUGCUGUGCAGUAAAGGCUGCUAAGAAUCCGAAAAUAGAUGACUGGGUACUUAUUGGUCUAAUCUUAACUGCCACUUGUCCGACGACUGUAGCGUCAAACGUCAUUAUGACUACGGAUGCUGGCGGAAAUGAUCUUUUAUGCGUUUGUGAAGUGUUUAUAGGUAAUCUUCUGGGCGCAUUUAUUACUCCUGCAUUGGUCCAAAUGUUUACUGGCCAAGCACCGUUUCAAUACGGCAAUCCUGCUACCGGAAACGGUAUAGGUGCUCUUUAUGGUCGUGUUAUGAAGCAAGUCGGUCUUUCUGUCUUCGUACCCUUGUUUGUGGGGCAAGUUAUUCAAAACGUUUUUCCAAAGUAUACUGCAUAUUAUAUGGGUUUCUUGAAAAAAUACCAUAUCAAGAUUGGAUCCUACAUGCUUUUGUUGAUUAUAUUCAGUUCUUUUUCAACAGCCUUUUAUCAAAAUUCAUUCGCAAGCGUCUCCCAUGUUUGCAUCAUAUUUAUCUGUUUUUUCAAUUUGGGAAUUUACAUUUUCUUCACAGGAUUGUCAUACUUGUGUGCAAGACCUUGGUUUAUCAUCAAGCUUUUUCCACACGAACCCAUUGAUGGCAAAUCUACAAGACUAUACCGUUACUCUUAUAGCCUUUUCAGGCCAUUUUAUUAUUCUAAGGAAGAUGCGAUCUGCAUCAUGUUUUGCGGUCCUGCCAAAACAGCCGCGCUAGGUGUAUCGUUAAUUACAUCGCAAUAUGCCGAUAAAAAAGAACAUUUAGGUAAACUGUUGGUUCCUCUGGUGUUAUAUCAAGCUGAGCAAGUGAUGACUGCAAGCUUAUUCGUCAGUUUGUUCAAAAGAUGGUUACGAAAGGACGACCCAUCAAAUGGAAGUGAGUCUUCCUCUACAAGUGGAAAUGAGGAGCCUGACCUGGAAAAGAAUAUUUCAAUGGAAACUGGUCACAAUAGAACUGUCCCUUCAAAAACGAUUGCAUUUCAAGACUCAAAAUAA